Molecule: messenger RNA, 414 nt
Organism: Belonocnema kinseyi
Lineage: Eukaryota; Metazoa; Arthropoda; Insecta; Hymenoptera; Cynipidae
Exons: 1
Coding region: 1-414 (137 amino acids)
Source: RefSeq, a predicted model, not a curated record
AUGCGCGAGUCUAGUAGCAUCACUCCCGUUCGAGUAGUAUUUAAUGCAUCUAGUCCCACUUCUUCUGAAAAAUCAUUGAAUGAUUUAUUCAUGGUUGGUCCAAAACUCCAGAAUGAAGUGACAGCUGUCAUCUUACAAUGGCGAUAUUACCGUUUCGGAAUGACGGCAGAUAUCAGUAAAAUGUUUCAUCAGAUUCUGGUAGACACGAAAGACCUAGACUUACAAAGAAUAGUCUGUCUUCGCGGACCAUCGAGACAACUGGUUGAAUACCAAUCGAUGACCGUUAGCUAUGGAAUGACUUCAGCCCUUUUUCUGGCAAAUAGAGUUCUGAAACAAUUAGCCGAAGCUUUCCUGAUGUCAGUGUCAUCUUUAAACGAGAUUUUACGUAGAAGAUGUUUUAUUUGGGUCGGAUAA